AAAAUGCAGAAGCAAGUGGAGGUCAGGAUGGAUGAGAGCCACUUGGAGCCCAUAGUGGACCCUACAGACAACCUAUGUGGCAGUCUGUGUGAUAAAGUCAUGAAGAAUAUGGUUCUCACCCUCACAAUUCUUGGUGUGUUUCUGGGCUCCAUUACUGGAAUGCUGUUGCGGCACAUAUCGCCUCUCCCUCCCGAUGUCGUUUUGAUGAUCGCCUUCCCGGGAGAGAUUCUAAUGAGGAUGCUGAAGAUGCUUAUUUUGCCUCUUGUUGUCUCCAGUUUGGUCACAGGAUUAGCUGGCUUGGAUGCUAAAUCAAGCGGCCGUUUAGGCACCAGAGCCAUGGUGUACUACAUGACAACAACAGUGAUUGCAGCCAUCCUGGGAGUGAUCCUGGUGCUGCUCAUCCAUCCCGGCAACCCCAAGCUGAGAGCUAAUCUUGGACAGGGAAAGAAGAACGACGAGGUGUCCAGUAUGGACGCUCUCUUUGAUCUUAUCCGAAAUCUUUUCCCGGAGAACUUGGUCCAGGCCUGCUUCCAGCAGAUCCAGACAGUAACUACCAAAGUACCGGUGCCCACUAACAGAACUAAAGCACAUCCACAGUUCACAAUCAAGAGGUCGCUUCAGUUCAAGAGUGGGAUGAAUGUCCUGGGUUUGAUUGGAUUCUUUGUUGCUUUUGGAGUUAUCAUGGGGAAAAUGGGAGAGAAGGCAAAGCUGAUGUUAGAGUUUUUUAACGUCCUGAAUGAGAUUAUCAUGAACAUCGUUAGCGCAAUUAUGUGGUACUCACCCAUUGGUAUUGCCUGCCUCAUCUGUGGGAAGAUCAUCUCCAUUGCUGACUUGGAGGUGGUUGCUAGGCAGCUGGGGAUGUAUAUGAUCACUGUGAUAGUGGGCCUCAUCAUACAUGGAGGCAUAUUUCUUCCGUUAAUAUAUUUUGUUAUAGUAAAAGAAAACCCCUUCACGUUCUUCAUGGGGAUAUUCCAGGCGUGGGUCACUGCUCUUGGAACAGCGUCCAGCGCUGGAACUUUGCCUGUCACGUUCCGAUGCUUAGAGGAGAACCUGGGCAUCGACAAGAGAGUAACUCGUUUUGUCCUCCCAGUGGGUGCUACUAUAAACAUGGACGGCACAGCGCUUUAUGAGGCCGUGGCUGCCAUCUUCAUCGCUCAGAUGAAUGGGAUUGAUCUCGACUGGGGCCAGAUUGUUACUGUCAGUAUGACAGCCACCCUUGCCAGUGUUGGAGCAGCCAGUAUCCCCAGCGCUGGACUUGUGACCAUGCUUCUGAUCCUCACAGCUGUGGGGCUGCCCACUCAGGACAUCAGCCUCCUGGUGGCUGUUGACUGGCUGCUGGAUCGUUUCCGUACCUCAGUAAACGUGGUUGGGGAUUCAUACGGAGCAGGUAUCGUGUACCAUCUUUCCAAAGAUGAGCUGGAUUCAUUCGAUGCUCAGCAGACCCGGAUGGAUGAGUUUGAGAUGGCAAAGACACAAUCCUACUUUGAAAAUAACAGCAACCAGAAUGUAUACACUCACCACAACUCAAUCUUGAUAGACGACUGCAAGGUCACCAUGGGCAAAAAUGGCACGACUCCAGAGUUCUGCCAUGUUGAGGAGGAACCAUGGAAAUGCGAGUAGAGCAGAUCCAGAUGCUGCUGCGCCUUACCCUGAGUUCCACCAGCUUUUACUUUCUGCUGACAAAACUUUCAA
Messenger RNA from Scomber japonicus (chub mackerel), 1692 nucleotides. RefSeq names its product excitatory amino acid transporter 2-like. The coding region runs from base 4 to 1620 and encodes 538 amino acids. Gene Ontology annotation, biological process: L-glutamate transmembrane transport. The transcript is spliced from 10 exons. Lineage: Eukaryota; Metazoa; Chordata; Actinopteri; Scombriformes; Scombridae. Gene Ontology annotation, molecular function: glutamate:sodium symporter activity; L-glutamate transmembrane transporter activity; neutral L-amino acid transmembrane transporter activity. The record is from RefSeq and is a predicted model, not a curated record. Gene Ontology annotation, cellular component: plasma membrane.